CCCCGUCCGGAACGACCCACGCACGCCUUCCCUGACUCCUCCGCCCCCUCCCCACCCACGAAGGUCCUCCACCGCGCGACCUCGCGCGGCCCGUCCCGCCCCCGCGCCGCCGUCCGCCGAGACGACAACGGGUCCUCUCAGAGAAAGAUUUAGCCGGGGCAGAGCAUUAUCAAUUGGCCCGCUGCCUCGCGUGGGUGAGCAACCGCCGGCUCGAUUAGCAGCUGCCGUGCCCCUCGCCGCCGCCUCCCCUCUCUGACCGCCGGAGCCAUGGGCACACCGUCUCGCGAAGCUCCGCUCACAGCCGCCAACAAUAUCCAGCCGUUCUUUGUCCUUCACAAGGCGUCCGCUGGUGCGGCCGCGUCCGUUUCCUCCCCGGCAACUUCCCGGGCCCGGCGGCGAAUCGAGGUCUCCCAGCCGUCGUCUCCCAACCCCAAAUCUGCAAAGAGACCCCGGGACGACGACGAUGAGGGGGACAUGGAGCUGUACGAGCAGCUCCGCCUGGAGGCCUUCCACUGCACCUGGUCCAAGAUCCAGUCCACCAUCAAUGAGGUCCUCAGAGGCAUCAACCUCAAGCUGUUCGACCAGGUGCUGCGGUGGGUCCAGGAAUCCUUCUCCGCGAUCCGCUCUAUCACGAGACCCUGCCCCGCCGAAAUCCAGCAGCCGUGCCCUCUCUUAACUGAUGUGAUCUGCAGAAAGAUACCAACGGCAUUUGUUCUCACUAAGAAUGCAGAAUUUGUUGAUGAUGUCACGACAUUUCGGGAUCUCAUGGAUCAUCUGGAGUCUAAUGGAUGUCACCUGGCCAAGCUCUCGGCAACGGAAUUAUCAUCAAAGAAUGGAGUUGGUGGCUGCUUAAGGAGCUUGUUGAGGCAGCUGCUUUCAGAUGUUCCAGAUGUAGCGGAUGUAUCUGCACUCGCAUCUUGGUACUGCAAAGGCGACAAUUAUGAUCAACCUAUCAUUAUCAUAAUUGAUGAUUUAGAGCAAUGCUCCGGUGAUGUCCUGGGAGAGCUUGUGAUGACGCUGAGUGAGUGGGUAAUUAAGAUUCCAAUCUUCUUUGUAAUGGGGAUAGCAACUACCCUUGACGCACCAAGGAAACUGCUCUCAUCGGAAGCUCUUCAAAGAUUAGAUCCCUGUAAACUCACGUUGGGGUCUCCCUCUGAUAGAAUGAAUGCCCUUGUGGAGGCCAUCCUUGUUAAACCAUGCGCCGGUUUCUGCAUCAGUCACGAAGUUGCAGUCUUCCUCAGAAAUUACUUUUUCAGACACGAUGGGACAAUAACAUCAUUCAUUAGUGCUCUCAAGCUUGCAUGCAGUAAACACUUCUCCGUCGAACCUUUGAGUUUCUUGUGCAUGGGAAUGCUUGAAGAGGAUUCUGAGAACUUUUGGCGUGAUAAAUUUGGUGCACUGCCUGUAGCAAUUCAGAAACAAGCUUUUGGUUUACCCUCAUGUACUAGGGAAAAUAACUCAAUCAAGCCUGGCAACAAUUUGGUAGAAGGGUUGUCUGAGCUGAUGAAGCUGCAAAAGGAUUGGAGUUCUGUUCUCUUGUGCUUGUAUGAAGCUGGGAGACAUGGCAAAGUGCAACUUUUAGAUAUUUUCUGCGAGGCAAUCAAUCUAGAUCUGCAUACUCAGAAUGAUUCAAAUAAUGAACUGCUUAUGUCUAAACUGACAAGUGGGAAUCUAUCAAGUGGAAAAUCAGGUGCUGGUAGAAGAUGUAUAGCUCAGGCAUUGGAUACAGUAAGAUACAUGCCUAUGGAAACAUUAUUUCGUGUUCUUGAAGUUUGGAGCAUCCACUUAGAAGGAAUGAAUGAGAUUAAGGCCAAGGUCAAAGAGCUUCAGUCAACCACAACCAGUGAAGAUUGUGUGACAAUCACAAAGGAUAAGUGGCCUAGGAGAUCAACAAAUAGUACUGCAAUUGGAACAGUGCCAUUAAACGAUAAAGCUACCAUGCUAUUGGAUGAUAUUACGAGAAAUUUUUUGGUGCCUGUCGAGUGUUUACCUUUUCACGAAAUCAUUUGCUUCAAGAAUGUUGGUGUUCUCCAAUCUGCACUAAUUGGAAACCCAAGAAGAAUGGUUCAGCUUGAUCUCCUGAAGUCACAGAGCAGUCUUAAUUGCUCUUGCUGCAGCAGAAAUGGAAUUGCUGUGUCAGCAUCCUUGCAUGAUACAUCAGUUAUGUGCAACCUAGCCCAAGAAUAUGGUGACGUAAUUAACCUCCAUGACUGGUACCUGUCGUUUGAUGGAAUUAUCAAUUCAAAGGGGAAAAGCAAAUUGGUUGGUUCUCCCUCAAAAAAGAAAUCAAAAGCAACGCCUCAACAGAGUGGAGCCAUGAUCCAAGCACGGUUCUGCAGGGCUGUCACCGAGCUCCAAAUUACGGGACUUCUUCGGAUGCCAAGCAAGAGAAGGCCAGAUCUGGUGCAGAGAAUUGCAUUCGGUCCUUGAGACCUUCAUUUUUUGUGAAGAAUUUAUGCUAGAAUCGAGCAGUGCACUGAAAGCCUAAGAAAAUGUCUCUCCUGUAGCCUGUAACAUGUAGAGCUCUGUUUGGUUGUAUACUGUAGAGAUGCAUUAAGCCAAUGGAGCCUUUGAGUGCUUCUGCAGGUACCAGUUUAUUUGAGUAUUUGCAUCAUUUGAUUAUGAAACUGGAGA
Molecule: messenger RNA, 2634 nt
Organism: Aegilops tauschii subsp. strangulata
Lineage: Eukaryota; Viridiplantae; Streptophyta; Magnoliopsida; Poales; Poaceae
Product: origin of replication complex subunit 3
Biological process (GO): DNA replication; DNA replication initiation
Cellular component (GO): nuclear origin of replication recognition complex; DNA replication preinitiation complex; nuclear pre-replicative complex
Molecular function (GO): DNA replication origin binding
Source: RefSeq, a predicted model, not a curated record